Molecule: messenger RNA, 1559 nt
Organism: Aricia agestis (brown argus)
Lineage: Eukaryota; Metazoa; Arthropoda; Insecta; Lepidoptera; Lycaenidae
Product: putative glutathione-specific gamma-glutamylcyclotransferase 2
Exons: 3
Coding region: 229-1017 (262 amino acids)
Biological process (GO): glutathione catabolic process
Cellular component (GO): cytoplasm
Molecular function (GO): gamma-glutamylcyclotransferase activity; glutathione specific gamma-glutamylcyclotransferase activity
Source: RefSeq, a predicted model, not a curated record
CUGUGGCCUAGCGGACACGAUUCACGCACGAAGGAAAGAAGUCAUGUUCAUUGAUAAGUGGGUUGAAGAUUGGAAUGUGCGACUGUUUUAUUUAUUUAAUUUGUUAUUUUACGCGCGUAUCAGAAAAACCAUGAAACUGUUGUAGAAUAUAUUUCCUGUGAUAACAUGUAAAGUGUAUUCAUGCUUUCACAUAGAAAGUGACCGGACGGCUAUUUUUUAAAACAUACGAUGGAAAAUUCAGAAGAAAACAGUAGAAAAAUAGACAUUGAAACAAAAAAGAAGAUGGAAGCACAAUUGGAGGUGGUGAAGAGAGAACCUUUCUGGGUUUUCGGGUAUGGGUCACUUUGCUGGAACCCUGGGUUUGAAUACCAGCAGUCAGUCACCGGCUACGUGAAGGGGUUUUCGAGAAGAUUUUGGCAAGGGAACACCGUACAUCGAGGGACAGAAACCAAACCGGGGCGAGUUGCUACACUGAUAGAAGAUAAAGAGGGGAUCACCUGGGGAAAGGCGUUUUUGAUCUCAGCAGAAAACAAAGCUGCGCUACCGUACCUAUCCACGAGGGAAUGCCAGUUGGGAGGUUACAAAAUAUACACAGUCAACUUCCAUCCUCGACCGGAUUUCUUCCAGCCCAGCAGCAGUAGAAGUCAGGCGGAUAAAAGAGAUGCUCUCCUAUACAUAGCUGUUCCAGAGAACAAGCAUUGGCUCGGGGCAGCGCCUCUACCGGAUAUAGCCAAGCAGAUUCUAGAGUGCCAUGGUUCGUCCGGCUCCAAUGCUGAGUAUCUACUCAGGCUGGCAGAUUUCAUGAGAGACGAAGUUCCUGAAGCUCUGGACGAGCACUUGUUCUCUUUGGAGCGCCUUGUCAAGAAGUUUGCGGCAGAAAUGAGGAUAUGCUUGCGUUCUUUGAUGGGUGAGGCUGAACCACCUGAGGAAAACAAGCCGCCGGAAGCCAAAGCGAGUCCAAGCUACGCGUACGCCUCCAGAAUACCAGACAAGAAGCUUCGCUGUGUCAAUAUGUGAUCGGUUAGAUGUGACCUUGAGAAAUUCGGAUGCACUUUUGGAAUUAUUAUUGGACUUUUAUAAAACCAGUGUUAUAAGUGUUGUGUUAAUUAUUUCGUGAAUCGUGAUACAAAGGCCGCUUCCAAAGCCGUUAUAAGCUGCGAUGUGAUUUUUAGGUUAGUCAUUAUUUAAGCUGCAUGCAAUGGAAUUGCUCGUUGUUAUACGCUAGACAAAUUUAUUUUUAUGUUGUAUUUUUCUGUUUUAUUGUAAUAUAUGACUAGUAAUCUGAUCGACCUAAAGCUAAAGGAUCAUAUUUUUUUAAAUACGUAUAUCUUAUUGUAGCCAAACCGCGCGCUCGGGCGGACGCAUACUUAUAAAUCGGACCUAAAACCCUAUUUAUUUAGCAAAUAUCACAAAUGUUAUCGCAUUGCAAAUAUCCUACCACUUGAGAUGUCUAGUCUGUGUUCGACAUUGAUGUACUUUGAUGAUCCGACAGUAAAAUAAGAGCAUGACAGACGUGCAGAUAAUUUUACACUUAUGAUACAAGGAUGUCUUGGCUCGUG